Molecule: messenger RNA, 609 nt
Organism: Lycium barbarum (goji berry)
Lineage: Eukaryota; Viridiplantae; Streptophyta; Magnoliopsida; Solanales; Solanaceae
Product: peroxidase 12-like
Exons: 2
Coding region: 1-609 (202 amino acids)
Biological process (GO): response to oxidative stress
Cellular component (GO): plant-type cell wall; plasmodesma
Molecular function (GO): heme binding; peroxidase activity
Source: RefSeq, a predicted model, not a curated record
AUGAAUAAUGAGAGCAAGAAACACCUUUCAGGCAUUAUUGCUAAGAAUAAAGAAGAAUUUAAGAAGCUGGGUCUAGAAAACAGAGUCACAGAAAUGGAAUCGAUCCUAAUGGAAUAUUUGGAGGAUGGUAUAAUACGUGUAGAUGAAAAAGAUCGGUCUGGUGGUCCGGACUAUGAUCUACCAUUAGGCAGAAGGGAUGGACUCUACUUUGCAACAAGAAAUGAAACCCUAGCCAAUCUUCCACCACCUUCAUUCAACAGAAGCGGAAUUCUAACUUCACUUGCCACAAAAAACUUCACCCCCACAGAUGUUGUUGUACUUUCUGGUGGCCACACUAUUGGUAUUGUUCAUUGCACUUCUUUCACUGACAGACUUUACCCUAAUCAAGAUUCAUCCAGGGAUAAAACCUUUGCCAACAACCUUAAAACAACUUGUCCCACCUCAAACUCCACGAACACGAAUGUCCUAGACAUCCGAUUACCUAACAAGUUCGAUAACAAGUACUACAUUGAUCCCAUGAAUCGACAAGAGCUUUUCACAUCGGAGCAAGAUUCGUACACGGAUCAAAUUCAAGGUUGUUACAAGAAUUGUAUUUUCAAAAUUACUUAA